Penicillium brevicompactum is the source of this 1086-nucleotide messenger RNA. RefSeq lists its product as uncharacterized. Gene Ontology annotation, molecular function: oxidoreductase activity, acting on the CH-OH group of donors, NAD or NADP as acceptor. The record is from RefSeq and is a predicted model, not a curated record. The coding region runs from base 1 to 1086 and encodes 361 amino acids. The transcript has 2 exons. Lineage: Eukaryota; Fungi; Ascomycota; Eurotiomycetes; Eurotiales; Aspergillaceae.
AUGGAGUCCAAUCAACUGGUUUUGGUGACAGGCGGCAACGGGUUUAUCGCCGCCCACUGCAUUGCGAGCCUGCUGCGAGCUAACUAUCACGUUCGGGCUACUGUGCGAUCCAAAGAAAAGGCAGAGGCGACGCGUGAAGCACUUGCGUUUGCCAGAGUCGAAAAUUUGGAUCGAUUGGAAUUCGCAGUUGUGCCGGAUCCGACCAACUUGAAGGCAUUUUCUGCAACACUCGGCGGCUGUCAUGCGAUCUUGCAUUUGGCUUCAGCCUUCAACUACAAUGCUGCUCCGGGUGAAUUUGAAGAGAAGUUGAUGAUCCCAGCUGUCAAGGGAACCCAGACUGUUUGCGAAGCUGCGAAACUCAACCCCAACGUCCGACGGGUUUUGAUCAUGUCCAGUUUUGCCAGCGUUUACGAUGCCAGCCUCGGUCCUCAGCCAGGGGUGGCAUACACGGAGAAGGACUGGUGUCCAUUGACCUAUGAAGACGGUGUGAAUGCGACCGCAGUACCAAUUGCAUAUCGUGCCUCGAAGGUCGUUGCUGAGCGCGCUGCUUGGGACUAUGUGCGGGACAACGACGUGAGAUACAAUUUGACCACACUCUGCCCUGGGAUGGUUUUUGGCAGAAUGAUUCAUCCAAUUAAGUCUCUGGACCGACUGAACGCUAGCAACCAAAUCGUGUGGCAAGUUCUCAGUGCUGGAAAGGAUGGAGAAAUUCCACCCACAAAGGCACCCGGUAUGUAUCGCUGUGUGAUUAGAUCAAAUGAUAACGCUAAUGAUGGGCAAGUUUGGAUCGACGUCGAAGAUCUAGCUGAGACAACCCUCCGAGCACUGACAUCAUCGGCUAUUGGACACGAACGAUUUUUGGUUACCCAGGGGUCUUAUGAUAUGCAGGAGAUUGCCGAUACGAUUCGCUCCAGACUUCCCGAGAUCCAGCGUGUUCCGGUCGGGGAGCCAGGCAAGAGAAUUGCUGCGACGCAUUAUUCUUGUGAUUCCUCCAAGGUGCAGCAAGUGCUGGGUGUGACAUUCCGUGCAUUGGAAGAUUCUAUUAUUCCAUUAGCGGAACAGCUGUAUGCCCUGGAGAAACAGUAA